Molecule: messenger RNA, 1750 nt
Organism: Hippoglossus stenolepis (Pacific halibut)
Lineage: Eukaryota; Metazoa; Chordata; Actinopteri; Pleuronectiformes; Pleuronectidae
Product: L-amino-acid oxidase
Biological process (GO): amino acid catabolic process
Molecular function (GO): L-amino-acid oxidase activity; polyamine oxidase activity
Source: RefSeq, a predicted model, not a curated record
CUUCCAGACCAAGAUGGAUCCACAUGUGCCGAAGUGUGAUCUCGGGAACCAGGGUCAGACUGCUGCUCUCAGCUUCAGGGAACAUCUGGCUGAUUAUCUGGAGGACACAGACUAUGAAAAGCUGCUGCAGACAGCAAAGACCGGCCUUCGGCCCAUACACACAUCACAUCAUGUUGUGAUUGUUGGAGCUGGCAUGGCUGGACUGACGGCAGCAAAGCUGCUGCAGGACGCAGGACACACGGUGACCAUAUUAGAAGCUAGUGGUCGUGUGGGAGGACGAGUGGAGACCUACAGGAAUGAGACAGACGGCUGGUACGUGGAAAUGGGAGCAAUGAGGAUCCCAAAAUCUCAUGAAAUCGUCCGCUGGUUCGUGAAAUCACUCGGACUCAAGCUAAAUAAAUUCAUCAUGACUGACAACAACACCUUCUACCUGGUCAAUGGGAUAAAGAAACGGACGUCUGAAGUGAAAAGAGAGCCUGACAUCCUGGGGUAUAACCUGGAGGGUCACGAGAAAGGGAAGUCGGCCGACCAGCUGCUACAACAAGCUUUGAAGAAGGUGUAUGACUAUGUGGAGAAAUAUGGCUGUUCUGAAGCUCUUAAGAAGUACGACCACUACACUGUGAAGCAAUAUCUGAAAACGGAAGGUAAUUUGAGUGCAGAAGCCGUGAGGAUGAUCGGAGACUUGCUCGACGAAGAGAGCAUCAUGCACAUGGCUCUGACUGAGAUGAUGUACACCAGCAGCGACGUCAACGACCACACCAAGUACUAUGAAAUAACAGGUGGGACAGAUCUUCUCCCCAACGCUUUACACAAAAAACUGAAGGCCCCUGCUCUCCUGAACUCCAAGGUGAAGCGUAUCAGUCAGUCAGAUAGAGGUGUCGUCAUAUCGUACCAGAAAGACGAAGAAUCCUCUCUGACAAACCUUGAGGCUGACGUCGCCCUGGUAACCACCACAACCAAAGCAGCCCUGUUCAUUGACUUUGAGCCACCUCUCCCCAUUAAAAAGAUGGAGGCCCUGAGGGCGGUCCACUAUGGCAGCUCCACAAAAAUCAUCCUCACCUUCAGUGAGAAGUUCUGGGAGAGGGACGGCAUCAAAGGAGGGAAGAGCAUCACCGACAGGCCCUCUCGUUUUAUCUACUAUCCCAGCCACAGUUUCAAAAACAAGAAGAUCGGCGUCCUCCUGGCUUCCUACACCUGGGCUGACGAGUCGCUUCUCUUCCUGGGAGCGAGUGACGAAGACCUGAAAGAGCUGGUUCUGAGAGAUUUAGCUGCGAUCCACGGCGAGUGCAUCCGGUGUCUCUGCACAGGAGUGGUGGUGAAGAAGUGGAGCUUGGAUCCCUACAGCCUGGGCGUCUUACCACACCCUACCAAGUACCUGGAGCUCUAGCUCUUUAAAAGUGAAGGCGCCAGGCUGCACUUUGCUGGUGAACACAGGCUUCCUCACGCCUGGAUGGACACAGCUAUCAAAACUGCAAUCAGAGCUGCGAUCAACAUCAACUUAGCGCUGCUCGAUCGAGACGAUCUCUGAGCCGUUACAUCUGAAUAAAUCAGUAUCAUUGUACUUCAUGGUUUUAGGGAAAUAUUUAUAAUUUUUAAUCACUUAAUUUUUACAUUUAUUCAUUUGAAUGCAGAUGUUUGUCAUUUGAGCUUGAGAUUAGUGCCUUGUUCUGUUUUCUAUGAUUUUCAUUAAUUCUGGUCACAAUCGAUGGUUGUAUAUGGUUUUAUUCUGGUACAGGGGCUACAUACAUGG